AAUAAUGUAAUGUGAUCGGCGAAACGUUCAAGAUCUAGCCGUUUUGUAUUAAACUACUCGAUCGGGCACAAAAUGUCCAGACCUGGAGAAAGAAAUAAGCUAAAUGAAGAUCACGGUAGAAGACAGAGUUCAAGUUUGGCGAACGGAAUGGAGAACAGCCAUCCUAUCUGCAGUUCGGGAGAGAAACGAAGUCAUCAUUGGAGAAGUUACAAGUUGAUUAUUGACCCAGCGUUGAAAAAGGGAUCGCACAAAGUGUAUCGCUACGAUGGACAGAACUUCAGCGUGCCGAACCCCGGCAUGCCACCAGUGGACAUCGUCCGAGACCCGAGAAUCGGUCGUAUGUGGACUAAGUACAAGGAGACUGAUCUCCCGGUUCCUAAAUUUAAGAUCGAUGAGUGUUACAUCGGUCGCGUGCCCCCGAAGGAGGUCACUUUCGCCAAGCUCAACGACAACGUCAGAGAGGGAUUCCUCCUCGACAUGUGCAAGAAGUUCGGCGAUAUUGAGGAGGUGGAAAUACUGUACAAUCCGAAGACCAAAAAACAUCUCGGAAUUGCUAAAGUUGUAUUCGGGGCCGUCAAGGCGGCGAAGGACGCUGUCCAGAACUUGCACAACACGUCCGUCAUGGGCAACAUCAUCCACGUGGAGUUGGACCCUAAAGGUGAACAUCGCCAAAGGUACUUCCAGCGUCUGAUCAAUGGAAGUUAUACUCCGCUCACUCUUCCAGUUGGUGGUGAAGAGGCCUGUGAAGUUUCUCCACGCAGCUUGGCUGAAGCCCUGCUGCCCUUGCGAAGACUGUCCGAAGGCAGUUCUUCUGCAGUCGGAGGCACGGCCACGCCAGGCGGCACCAACACCCCCAUGUCUCUGGAUACGGCCUACUCCAGCCUAAGGCAGGAUACGCCACAGUCCCAGGGUACCCCACACACCCCGCGCCCAUCGGGCACCCCGUUCUCUCAGGACUCCAGCUAUUCCAGCAGGCAGGGCACUCCGGCGUUCCAGUCGAACCGUGCUGAAUCUUCGGGAGGCUACAAGUCGAGACGGCAUGAAACCAAAUUCCAGGAUGCCUACAACCGAAGACCGGAGAGGCACUAUGUCCACGGUACAGGAGGAGGGGCACAUCGUGGCAAUGCAGAGCAACCACCCAGUUUUAAGCAACAUCAGCCCCCCGAGCCACCGUCGCCUGCUUUUGCGCACACGCCACCGCCACCAGCCAGUGCAAAUUUCAAGAAUGCUUUCUCUCCUUAUCAGCCCCCAAUGCCCCCAGUGUACCCUCACACAGAGCCCUCCUUCCACCAGCCUGCUCAGCGGGAAGUGGAUUAUAGGAGACCGCCUCAAGCCCCGCCACCCCCAAGCACCGAAUUCAUGCCCGUCAGAGACGGGCCCACAACGCCGCCAAUCCCCGAGCCGCCUCCCCCUGCUCCAGAAGCCCAACCAGCCACGCCUCCCCCCUCCACGCCGGAGACCUGCCCGUCGCUGGGCACCCCGACCCAGGACUCCGAGCGCAACAGCUUGGACUCGCGCAUAGAAAUGCUUCUGAAGCCCUUCCUGAACGAGCGUGGCGACUCAGAUGCAGAGGUUCGCAUGGACGGCAGUCCAAUCUCCUCCUCGUCCUCUCAGCUCUCCCCUAUUCCACCCCAGCGGCCCUCGCGGCCUACAAGCACCGGCCUGGAGGACAUCAGCCCAACACCGCUUCCUGAUUCGGACGAUGAUGAACCUAUUCAUGGUACUGCUUCCCUGCUGACAAACUCUAGGUCCAUGUCACCCUCCAACAUGCACAGUAAAAGCGGUGCAGGAGAACCACAGACGCCCGUUGACAAAAUGGACACGGGCCAUCAGUCGUCAGGUGAAGACAUGGAGAUUUCCGAUGAUGAGAUGCCUGGCACACCGAUCGCUAGCGGGGACUGUGCCAAAAACAUUGUGGUCAACUCUGCGAUGUCUCCGAUGCAGACCAUUCCCAUGCCCCCACCAGGGUUCCCCCCACUGCCCCAUCCACAGGAUAUCGGCGGCGAUAAUCGGCCAGCCCCUAGCUCUGAUAUGGAGGACAAGGAAGAUGAUGAAAAGAAAAGCGAAUCAGACUCCAGUGAGAGUGAAUCAUCGGACUCAUCGGAUGACGAAUCUUCUAGCUCAUCUUCCUCUUCCAAAUCUGAUUCUGAUUCUUCUGGGAGCGAGAGCUCGUCUGACUACGAAUCAAGUUCAGGGGAGGAAGAGGAGGAAGAAGAGCAGGCAGUGGCAAUGGAGGAUGAAGAUGAAAAUGAAAAUGAUGCACAAACCUCAUCGACGUCCUCAUCUUCCUCAUCCUCAUCUUCUGAAGCGGAGGAUGUUGACAUAAAAGCUCCUAGUACCCCCACAGGACCACCACCAGAAGAGGAACCAAAUGAGUUGGGCAGGCUGGAAGCAUUAGAUGAGGUAGAAAUCGAUCCCAAACAUACUGCAGUGAGCUCAAUCAAGCCUGGAGUCGAUUCUUCUGGGAGCGAGAGCUCGUCUGACUACGAAUCAAGUUCAGGGGAGGAAGAGGAGGAAGAAGAAGAGCAGGCAGUGGCAAUGGAGGAUGAAGAUGAAAAUGAAAAUGAUGCACAAACCUCAUCGACGUCCUCAUCUUCCUCAUCCUCAUCUUCUGAAGCGGAGGAUGUUGACAUAAAAGCUCCUAGUACCCCCACAGGACCACCACCAGAAGAGGAACCAAAUGAGUUGGGCAGGCUGGAAGCAUUAGAUGAGGUAGAAAUCGAUCCCAAACAUACUGCAGUGAGCUCAAUCAAGCCUGGAGUUGAAGACGUGUGGCCUCCAUCUUCCAAAGGAUUGCCAGCUGAUGAACCCGAUAUUGAUUUGGCGGUCAGUAUUCCAGUGCCCAAAGCUGAAGCUAUCCUGGAGGAUGUUAGUAGCUUGAGGCCACCCACCCCAACAGGUUCGUUUGCAGAUACUGAUCAGGACACCCGACCAAAGAUCCCUGCUGAAGACUUUCCCCGUACCCCCGGUCGUGAUGGCCCGGUUCCCCUAGAAUCAGAGGCUGCAAUCCCUCGUUCUCUUCCUAUGCCCUCAAUGCACCUUCCUCUUCCCCCCAGUCAUGCCCUUAAAACUCGAUCCCUUCUGCCGCCUCCCGAAGCUUUGCCGGAUAUGCCUAUCCGUGGGCGGAUGCCUACGGAAGAGGACAUCCCACGCACACCGGGGAGAGAUCUUAUGGACAGACCCCGGGGUUUGGGCAAGUCUCAGAGCACUGAUACGGUUCCUGGCACACCAGGUAGCGACACGCCGCUAACAGGUAACAGCUUAAGCUCGCCACAUAUUCCCGGCAGCCCUUUCUCUUACCCCGCUCAAUCCCCUGUCCUCAGCGCUGGUAUCCCUCGGACUCCGGGUAGAGAUCUUACUUUCACCCCAGCUUUCCCUGAGUCUGCUGCUUUAUCUGCAGGCCUUCCCAUGCACAGGAAGGCCUCGUCUGAGAGCUUGGAGGAGAAGUCUCUCUUUAAAGAGCCUCUACUCAGCGCCUCUCCCCAGGCCAGCCUACAGCCUAACAAUGCAGGUUCUUCCCCAUUCCCUGGUCCUCCCCUUCCUGCUGCUUCACAUCAGGAACCACCUCUGCCUCCCCAAGGCUCCUCUCCCACUUCUGUUGAGACUUCCUCUCCUGCUGCUCCAAAAGACCUUCCUGUUCCAAUGAUAGAUGUUCCUGUGCCCUUAGAUACUACUCCAAGCAAAAGGAAACCAGGACGCCCCAAGUCUAAAAAGGUACCUGUAGAGACCCCUCCAGAUUCUGAAGAGCCUCCAGCUCCAAUGGUGGCCUCAUCACCUCCAGAUCUACCAGUAAAUGAUCUGUACCCAGACCACCCUUCAGAGACCUUCAAAAGAGAAGAUGGUGACUCAACAGUAUUGGAGGAAGAGGAAAACCAAACCCAGUGGCGAAUUGCUAGUAUUUGCAGAUCUGUUAUGUGGAGAUCUAUCUGUUCAUGUAAAGAAAGACUCCUUGACUCCUCUGAACCUACCAACAUGGGCAACACAUCAGGGCUGAAGAAGAAGCGAAAAGAGGACGGUAUACGCGACCAUGUCACCGGCUGCGCCCGCAGCGAGGGCUACUACAAAAUUGACAAGAAAGACAAAAUGAAGUACCUAAAUAGCUCACGCCUGCAGUCCGAAGAGCCUGAUGUGGACACUCAGGGGAAGAGUAUUCCAGCUCAGCCCCAAGCAUCCACUAGGGCAGGUUCAGAGCGGCGGUCUGAACAGCGCCGCCUGCUGUCGUCCUUCAGCUGCGACAGUGACCUCCUCAAAUUCAACCAGCUCAAGUUCCGUAAAAAGAAGAUCCGGUUCUGUAAAAGUCACAUUCAUGACUGGGGAUUGUUCGCCAUGGAACCUAUUGCUGCUGAUGAGAUGGUAAUCGAAUAUGUCGGCCAGAAUAUCCGACAGGUUAUCGCAGACAUGCGAGAGAAGCGCUACGAGGAUAAAGGCAUCGGCAGUAGCUACAUGUUCCGUGUGGAUCACGAUACCAUUAUAGACGCAACCAAAUGUGGCAACUUUGCCCGCUUCAUCAAUCACAGUUGCAAUCCAAACUGUUAUGCCAAGGUCAUCACUGUGGAAUCGCAGAAAAAGAUCGUCAUCUACUCCCGGCAGCCAAUAAAUGUUAAUGAGGAGAUCACCUACGACUACAAGUUCCCCAUCGAGGACGAAAAGAUACCGUGCCUCUGUGGCGCAGAGAACUGCAGGGGAACCUUAAACUAACCCCAACGAGUAGGUGAGAACUUUCUUAAAAACAUGCACUGCCCAACAACAAGCCCAGACGCCCCGUCUUCUGGAUCUACAGAGGAAAUAGUGGGUGAAAUCCAACACAUCCACUGGAUAUAUCGUGCAGCUAAGUGUCUGGGACUUCGUUUUUUGUACUUUUUUUAUGAUUGUUUACAAAUUACAGGUGCUCUUUCAAGCAUAAAAAAUGAGUUUUCUACCACUCUUCCAUUGACUUCUAUGGAACUGGACUUAUUUCCCCCCUAAAAGUUUGGGCACUCACUUUGUCGUCUGCCCAUUUGACACAGUUUGUCUUUGCCGUGGAGUCCCCUUUUCCUCUGCGGUUUGGUUAUGGAGAGACCUCCCCGUCCUUGAACUCGGACCUGAAACACUUUAAGCUGCUCACAUCUGUCCCACAUGCACAAAAUUCAGUUUUAAAAAAGCUUUGUUCAGGUUUUUUGUCCUUGUCCUUCCAGCCCGACUUGUAUGAAGUUUAGUUUAUUGUCGGACUUCACUGUAACAAGCCCACAAGGUUUAGCAUUCAUCGUGACACUAACCAUUGUUGGGGGAAUUGGGUCAGUUGUCUUCAUUUUGCAGAACAUUCAACAAAAGCACACCUGUGCCGGCCACAAGACAAAUCAGUAGAAAAGAUCCACAGCUCAGGCAAAUUUACACAAAGCGAAACGCUCCUACGGUAUUUCAGCCAGCGCUGCAUGUGGCACCUACAGACUGGACCUUUUUUAAAGGAUCAAAACCAAAACCAACAAUACACUACACUUUAUUCUUUCAUUUAUUCAAGCCAUUUUUACAACAGUCUCUGUGAAUAUUGGAUUUGAGCAUGUCUGCUGCCCUCUAGCUUUUGUAAGGUGUAAAGGCAGAAAGCUGCUUGUUUUCAAUCAGAUUCCACUUUAAAGCUGUACAGCUUAGUAUUAACUCUGCGUUUGUCAUGUCAGCUCACUAUUUCAGCAGAUGAACAUGCAGAGGUCCAAUUGGCUUCAUGCAUAUUCAGUCACUAGUGCUGAAUUUUCUAUUACGGAGCGGAUCUCACCAAUAUGAUGCUGCUAUUCUGCAAACGUAUGUCCCGAAUUUUCUCCACCAGUUCACUUUAAGAAGCAAAAUCCACCUGUACUGGUUUCAGCAUGGGUUUUCAUAGUAUUAGGAGUUCUCUGUGAGUGCGGUAACUGGGGCACAGCACUGAUGCUUUUCAAAAAGCUUGUCUAGGCACCAAUUCCACUAAUAAAUCUAAUCUAAGUAGAUGCACCAAUGUUUAGGAUAUCAGACCCUGGAGUAUUAGGUCCGUCGACCUGAAAACGUCAGCAGUGGACCCAGAAAAUCAAGUACAAGUCGAAUGCAGUGCCAAAUUUGUACUUUAAUGUGUCACAACUCCAAAGGCAAACCUUCUUCCAUUUUGUCUCCUCCUAUGUGUGUGUGUUUGUACGAAUGACUUAAGUUCACUGGUACUUUGGGCGACCCUUUUGAGGUCCUUCUGCAUUUUGCUCAGUAUUUAAUCAUCAAAAAGUUUGAAAAGCUAUUACAGCCUCAUUCAGCCAAAUUUCCCUUUGAAAGCAGAAGACUUUCUGAUCUGCAAGGCAGCCUGGUCACUUGCUUUUCUUUGUGAUUUGGUUAUGUUUAUAAAUGCACUAGAGGCUUCCAACCCCCAUCAAGCCAAAUGGCACUCACAAGACCAAGCUAUGAAACGUGUCCUUUACAUUAGUUCACUCACAGGGUAAGGUCUCCCAGCUUUUUGUUGGUUUUCUUUUUAAAUGUCUAUAUUGUACAGGAUAAUAAUGGUUUGUAUAGAGGAACGAGGCUUUUUUAAUCACGAUGGGGAGUGAUGAUGCAUCAUUCUGCUUUUAUAAGCGACAAAUGGAGUAUUUAAAAGGAAUAUUUUUCAGGAAUCAUUAUAUGAAAAAGGGGUUGAAUAGCUAAUUUAAAGAAAAUGAUACAUCUUGUACAUAAAACAGAUUUGUACUUCCUUUUGAAAGAUUGUUUCUUGUAGAAACGUCUUUUUUUUCCUGCCCAUUUUCCUUUGGAUUCUUAUGUGUAAAUACUUUAACUGUGAAUAUAUAAAUAUAAAUAUAUAUAUUUUUGUUCCUGAGGAUUUGCUACAGCGUCACGGCUCAGAAAGGUCUAUCUGACAGUGAGUACAGAGAGCUGCUGGCAGUAUUUUCAGCUUGUGUCAAGCUUUAUUUUUUAUUUUUGGUUGUAAAUUCUAUGAAAAUCUGUUUGCAGUGUGGGAGAAAAGCAUUAUCAUUCAGAAAUGCAAGGAACAUUGGCGAAAUCGACCUUUAGGCCCUGUCUAUUUAUUAUACCACAAAUGUAUGGAAAAAAGAUCAUGGAAAAAUAAAGGAUUUUUUUUUCA
Messenger RNA from Sinocyclocheilus grahami, 7060 nucleotides. RefSeq names its product histone-lysine N-methyltransferase SETD1B-A-like. Lineage: Eukaryota; Metazoa; Chordata; Actinopteri; Cypriniformes; Cyprinidae. Gene Ontology annotation, cellular component: Set1C/COMPASS complex. The transcript is spliced from 16 exons. The coding region runs from base 73 to 4698 and encodes 1541 amino acids. Gene Ontology annotation, molecular function: protein binding; histone H3K4 methyltransferase activity; RNA binding. The record is from RefSeq and is a predicted model, not a curated record.